Molecule: messenger RNA, 267 nt
Organism: Gamsiella multidivaricata
Lineage: Eukaryota; Fungi; Mortierellomycota; Mortierellomycetes; Mortierellales; Mortierellaceae
Exons: 1
Coding region: 1-267 (88 amino acids)
Biological process (GO): regulation of transcription by RNA polymerase II
Cellular component (GO): nucleus
Molecular function (GO): RNA polymerase II cis-regulatory region sequence-specific DNA binding; DNA-binding transcription factor activity, RNA polymerase II-specific
Source: RefSeq, a predicted model, not a curated record
AUGCACCCAUGUACAUUUGAUGGCUGCACCAAGUCGUUCACUCGAGCAUUCAACCUGAGGUCGCAUCUGAACACCCACAAUGGCGAGCGACCACACAAGUGCCCCGAGUCCGGAUGUGAUUGGGAUUUUGUCCGGCGACACGAUCUGGAUCGCCAUGUCAAGUCGAAGCAUAUGGCUAACAAGCCAUACGCGUGCAGCCAGUGCACCUCGCGAUUUGGAAGGAGCGAUGCACUUCAACGCCAUCGUCGUUUAGAGAACCAUAUGUAA